Messenger RNA from Enterospora canceri, 615 nucleotides. Lineage: Eukaryota; Fungi; Microsporidia; Enterocytozoonidae. The record is from the annotation of a GenBank genome assembly.
AUGAAGGAGAAAAAAGAAAUUGAAGCAGAUUUGAGCAAAUUGAAGCAGAAACUGAAGAAUGCAUGUGAGACGGAUAGAAUAGAGGAGUUGCAGAGAGAUAUAAGGAAGAUGGAAGAGAUAAGAAGAAUUCUGUUGUUGAAUGAGAAUGAUUUCUAUGGAAUAUUGGAAUGCAGCAGAUCCAAUACACUUGACGAAAUAAGGGCCUCUUUUAGAGAGAAAGCUACGCUUAUUCACCCAAGUAGAACUAGACUAACUGGUUCAAACAGUGCCUUACAGAAUGCAUAUGCUCAUCUGAACACCUUGGCCAAGAAAAUAGACUAUGAUAAGGAGGAUGAACCAAUAAUACCUCCAGGAUACGAUAGGUUUAACGAGAAUGUAUCAAAUAAUGAGGUAUUCUAUAGAAAUCCAGGAUGGGGUGGCAUCAGUGCUAGUAUUGGAAUUGUAGACUGGCGCAUCCAGUACAACUUCUACCUUAAUGAACUGUACAACCACACGGUCUUCAGACAAAGCAGCAGAAGCAACACAUCUGAGUCACGUACUGUCCAAUUCUCCAGACUCAUCACAUCCUUUGGAUUGUUGCUCAUAAUAAUCUGCCUGCUUUAUCAGGGACCCUGA